Molecule: messenger RNA, 968 nt
Organism: Glycine soja
Lineage: Eukaryota; Viridiplantae; Streptophyta; Magnoliopsida; Fabales; Fabaceae
Exons: 1
Coding region: 156-758 (200 amino acids)
Source: RefSeq, a predicted model, not a curated record
CUACACAAAGAUGGCAAAGAAGCUUACCAUUGGUACUUUUUCAUUAAUCCUAACGCGGGCUCUAGCUAUUACAAUGUCAACCUUGUGUGUAUUUAAUUAACUGGCACCGUUGAAUCUGAAAUUUCUUAUUGGACUUGUUCACAUGACUUUGACAUAUGCACCCCUCUUGUGUGUGUGGGUGUAUAUAUUCAAGUAGAUCACUUCAUCCCAUCUCAUGCAUUGAAAGUCUCAAAAACACAUAUAUAUUACUCACCCUCGAUCGAUCUGAAAUGGGGAACUACAUUUCUUGCACUCUAUCAACAGCAGGAAGCAGGAAGCUGCAUUGGAGAGGCAUAAAGGUGAUAUUUCCGAGUGGGGAGAUUGAGAAGUUGGAAGAAGGAGUUAAAGCAGCAGAACUGAUGCUUGAGAUGCCAAGCUUCUUUGUGGUGAACACUCGGUCUCUAAAAAUCGGAGGAAGGUUUAGUGCACUGAACGCAGAUGAAGAGCUGGAGUGUGGCUACGUGUAUGUGAUGGUUCCCAUGAAGAGGCUUAACUCUUUGGUCAAAGCAUCUGACAUGGGUGCCUUGUUACUCACAGCAAAAAAAGUGACCAGAGUUGUUCCAGAGAAAGAAGAAUCAGAGGAGCCUAAGUUCAAGUUGGAUGAUGGCAUUCUAGAGUUUUCUAGCCCUGAGUUCAUGCAUAGGUUGUCUAUGAGCAGGUCAAAGAAGCCUUUGCUUGAGACCAUAGCAGAAGAACCUCAUGUGUGUUCAAGAUCAUGAUUCAUGAUUCAUGAAUGGCUUUCUUGUGAUUCUUCAUUCCCUGCUUCCAUGUUUAAUUACCAGUUACGUACGUACACGACAUCAUUUUUAGGAUUGGAAUUGUAUGUAUUACUAGAACUAAUUCAAGACAUGUAUGUAGUAGGCUAUUCCUAUAUUCAAUUGUUACAUUUGAUUUCAUAAGUCAUCAAUCCAAUUGUAGAUUUUCGCUUA